Molecule: messenger RNA, 6157 nt
Organism: Nasonia vitripennis (jewel wasp)
Lineage: Eukaryota; Metazoa; Arthropoda; Insecta; Hymenoptera; Pteromalidae
Product: UBA-like domain-containing protein 2
Exons: 4
Coding region: 648-1094 (148 amino acids)
Molecular function (GO): protein binding
Source: RefSeq, a predicted model, not a curated record
AUAGACUCCGCGAGAGCGGCACGUGCGUGUAUGCGAGAGAACGAACUCAGCGGGCUCGAGCUUGCGUGUCUGUGUGCGAGAGAGAGAGAGAGAGAGAGAGAGAGAGAGAGAGAGAGAGCGAGUAGCGAGCGAGCGCUAACGGCGGCCGAAAACUCGCUCAGUGAGUGAGUGUCUGUCGCGCCGCGGAGAGACCCCGAGAGAGCGACUCGUCUCCUCUCCUCGUAUAUAUACUUAUAUACACACACCUCCUCCAUUUUCUCUCUGUCUCUUGUCGCGAGUGUGUGAUUACGUUUACCAUAUAUAUGAAACAGUUGUCUGUUGUGUGUUUUCUCGGUAUAUCUAUCGCGAGCGAGAGAAAUUAAUAAGUGUCGCCGACGUUGUUUUCUGCAUGUGUCUGCGAGAACUCGUGCCGUACGCGUGAGAGUGUGUAUCCGUGUGCGCGUGUGCCUGUGUAUAUACAUAACAAGCGGGGGCACAUAUAACACACAGGAAAGAACAGAGCGAGAGAGAGAGAUAUCUACUUCAUACAUUGGCGUAGCGAGCGCGUGAAAGGGUCGCCGCCGCGCCUGUGUAUAGUACAGAGAGCAAGUGAGAAGAGUAGCAUUUAUUAUAGACAUACAACGAGAAGAAAAAUCGAAGAACCGAAAAUGGACGCGCUGCGCGAGCAGGUGAUGAUCAAUCAGUUCAUGCUGGCUGCCGGCUGUGCCAGGGAACAAGCCAAGCAAUUGCUCCAGGCCGCGCACUGGCAGUUCGAGACGGCGCUCAGUAUAUUUUUCCAAGAGGCUGCGAUACCCUCGUGCGCUCAAGGACCCGGUGGUACACACUUUGGACAGAUAACGCCAUGCAACACACCGGCAACUCCACCGAAUUUCCCGGACGCUCUGCUGGCCUUCUCAAAAAUGUCGGCGGGAGAGAAAACGCCCUCCGGCAUGUCGCCAAGCCAGAACGGCCUCGGGCUGAACCAGCAGCAGCAGACGCCGGCCCAGCGAUGUAGCAGUGUGUCGGGCAGCCACGGGCAGCACCAUCACCACCAUCACCACCAGCAGUCGCCGGCGGCUCAGCAGCAGUUCGGCCUGGGCGAGCCUCAGAGAUAAGAGAUACUCGUCCCGACGAGAGGCCUGCUCGUGGCAGCAGAUCGUCAACAUCUUCAUCGUCAUCAUCGUCAUCGGCGUCCUCGUCAGAAGGUGUAACACGUGCUCCAGUGCUCUCUUCAUACCGCACAACAAGAGGCAAACACAUCGUAUAUACACACUCACAUUGUUAUACACAAACAUUGACAUACGAGAAGGCGCAGCAGCGCGCGCGUCCUCCUCGCUGUUUUACCGACCGUCGGUAACCCGUUUGGUUUGCUUAUUUCGUCGUAUUCAUAUGCCAGAGGAGAGAGUCGUAAGCGCGUUUGAUUCGCGCUCAGUGCCGAUGGAUGCUAGAGUUCCUGAGAGAUGUAAACACACGAUAGACACUAACACACACUCGUACUCACACAUAUCCAGGUCAGCUGCGAGACUGGAAUUAUGGAGUCGGGCGAAAUGCACGUCGAUAAAGAGACGAGCAAAGAAGAAGUGAAUUGAACGAAGUAUAAACGUAUGUAGUGCGAUGAUCCCGUGGUGUUGCGCGAUGCACGCGAUGUAACGACUCGUUCCAGGCUCUGAAUUUUUAUGAGUGAUAUAACAAUCUAUGUUCUCGUGCGGUCUAUGGGAUGCAGUCUCUUGUCUCCCGAGGAGAUGGCAAAGUUGUUUGGUUAUUGACGAAUUGAAAGCUUUCGUUUUUCUUUCUUUUUUUUAUCGAAUGACAAAAGUUUGGAUCCCGGUUGUACCGGUGCUCCAUGACUCUAAAUUUUUCAUACAUAUCGAAUUAAUUUUGGUUUGACGUUUAGAAUGUAGUAUAUAUGUACAUGAUUUACAUGUAAUUAUUUGUGUAAAUAAUCUGGAAUUUGUAUUGAAAGAAAUUUUUGUGGAUCACCAAAAUACUGGAUAAUGUGACGGGUUGUUAAUUUAUAAUUGAUGAUUGUUAAGUGUACAUAAGUAUUGAGCAGAAACAUAAAGUAACUGGAAUUAAACGAGGAGAAUUUAAAUUAUUGGUGUUGCUGUCCGAUUACGAUAUUUCAAUCCCCCAAUAAUCAACUUCUAUUGCUCCGUAUCACCUGUGAUUAGAUUGAUCACUUAACUGAAAGCUAAGAGCAAAACCGUUAAAAAACUCUUGUUAAGAAGAACAAACAAGUCCAUUGAUGUCGAUUUUACGAUGUUACUAAAAAAACUUUUCACUCUUAGCUUAUAAACAAAGACUGGCUCGAUUUUUCGUUCUUUAAAAAUUCAGAGUUCUUCAAACAAAAAAUGGAUGAAGCGAAAUCCGAGGUAGUGCGUAGAUUGAGCUAUGUGUCGUAGUUAAAAGACGAAACCGUCCCUCGCCGUUGAAACGUCGAAUAAAAUUGUAAGGACGCCGACGCGGGGGGCCAUAGAUUUGGUUUAUUUUUUUUAAAUGCGUCUGUUUCCCGGAUUUUUUCGGACUGUAAUUCUCUUCUGAAAUUCGACUGAUAAAACUCUACUCACUGAAUCGAUGUUCUCCUAUACACACCGUUGCGUUCUACUCGUGGUCUCAAAGCUAAUUUUUGCACAAAAAUUUACUGAUAUAAGGUUUUUGUGCGUCCAUACGUAAAUAAUGUUCAAUAUAGUUGUUAUUCAAAUCCAUAAUUAAGAAAAGAGUUUAUGUUAAGAGAAUGCGUACAUCGAUUCCCGGUUUUAUCAAGUAAAAUUUUCCUCCAGAGAGGAUGUUACGGAGGGACAGAAGACGCGAGCUUGUUAUCAAGUCAGGACAAUAGGACCUUCAUGCAUGAGUUGAAGCUUUUACGUACAAUUGUACAUGUAGUUCGAAAAGGAGACGAAAUACGUUUUCGUCGAUUACAAAACGAUGGCAGAGAAAUCAAGCGCUUUCGUUCAAUCUUUUUUGUCGAUAAGGGGGUUAAGGAGAGGGGGCAGUAGACGAUUAAAGAAGUAACGGAGAGUACUGCUUUUGUUUAUAUGUGACAGUUUCCAGCAUUAAUUGUUUCAUUAAAGUGAUUAUUCGUUCGAGAUUGCCGAUACGACUCUGUAAAUGCAACUGAAUUAAUGAAGACUCGUGAUUGUUUAUAAGUUUUCCUGUUCGAGUGAUUUCUUAAGCAUAUAGUACAAAAAAUAAUAAUUAUUAAAUGUGGUGUAUGAUUGAUACUUUGAAAAUUUCUUGUCACGUUGACUUUUAAAAUUUUCGAAACUAAUGUAGAUUAAAGAAACCUGUAAAUAAUUUAAAAAGUAUAAUGUUUAAAAGAUAAAAAAAAUAAAAUUUCAUGUGUAAUCUAAGUGUAUAAAAGAAAUUUUUGCUCUAAAGGCUAAACUUUUAAAAUAUUGCUAAAUAAAGUUACUAUUCAAUGUAUUGAAUAUUUUCUUUUUUUUAUAAAUUAAUCGUUCAGAUUAUGAAAGUGUUAAACAAGCCAUCAAACGUUCGGUGUUUGUUGUAUAAUAUGGUAAUUGCAUGUUUGAACAUCGCGGUAACAAAAAGGACGCAUUUAUUUUUACAUGAUUUUAUAUAAAAUUAAAUCAAAAAUUAAUAAUACAAAGACAAGCGUUAGCUUAGAAAAGGUAUUAUUUUGGUAGCCUGUAACGAUUAUUUCCUCCGAUUAAAACGACAACAAAUGUAUACUUCGUAAUGCAGAGUUUAUUUUCUUAUACAGAGACAAAAUAUGUAAUCAGAGAAAUUUCGUAUGAUAUAUAUUCAAUAUAUAAAUAAAUCGGCUUCAUUAAAAUUGAAAUUAUUACACAGACUUACAAUAUAAUAAUGUUUAAAGUAACGCGACUUAUUCUGAAACUCCUUUCUGAACGUUUUUGCAAAUCAUCGAAUAAUUUUCGUCCUUCGUAUCAUAUAAAAUGGGCAAUAGUUAACUUCUACACAAAGUUAUAAAUGUAUAUAUAUCUACUUAACUUCUUAAAGCGAGAAACAGUAGUUUGAAUUCAAAACUUUUGUUCUGUGGUCCUUAUCUUUAUAUUUUUUUGACGUCGUCUUCCAAAUAGAAUCUGCGUCUGCAAACUUUGAAUUUUUAAAACCAAUUUCAAAAUGUUUUUCGUUGUCAUUUUGCGGGCAGACCUUGAACUCCAACAAACACAGUACUGUACUGCGGUAUCACUUCACGUCACUAUAAAUCUUAUAGAGCAUAUUCUGUUUCAUUAAUAAUUGCUAGUAUUUCUCCAACGCUCACUCGUAUGCAUUCGUUAUCAGACAUAUAAAAAUUUGUUUCACAGGCUUCCUCAAGCUAUUAAUUCAAAUCUUGUGAUUGUUUUAAUCAAGGACUCAGUUAACUGUAAAUUUCUGAAAAAGAUUUCAACAAUCGAACGACUUUUAUGAAUCAAUGUACAUAAUAACAAUAAUGCGCAUAAGUAACCAUACAAUACGCUUACUCUCUCCAUCAGGGUUCAGCAUGUAGGAUAGGAUGGACAUAAACGAUCGGAAAGUGCUGCGAUCGCGUGUCUGAUGAUACCGUAAAAAAGCGAAAUAAACAAAGCUCGCUCGGUCGCUUCAACGUUUCCUGAAUAGUCUCCGCAACCUUGAGAGGCGAUAUGCACUUGAACUUCGCGCGAUGCUACAGCCCUUGAAACUAUACACGCAAUCGCAGCCUUGACCUUCGCCUUGAAUCGACCCACUUCCGCCUCAGACUCGAGCGAAAUGUUUUAACAAUAAAACGACCAAAUUGACGCAAUUGUACUCCUGCUCUCGCGAAGAAAGCAAAAAUUUGAUCACAAAGGCAGAAUCAGAAGCGGUGUGUUUACAUAUGAGACUGAUCCGCGCAAACACACGCUACAUAAUCCCGCAUUGCAUCAUCAGCUCUAGUUUUCCCUUUAGCCCUGACCUUUAUACACGACGCAUAUACACUGCUACUGCCUUUCCACCCUUUGUCUCUCUCGUUAUUAUUACUGCUCUUGUUUAACACAGGAACUAAAGGGGGAGACGAGGGAAAUCGUACGAUUGCGCUGCAAGCUCUGUAUCAUAGAGUAAUUCGAUAACAUACACACACUUAUGUUAAAACCAUAAUUUUACAAAUUGUGUAUUGUACUGUGUUCUUUUACUGAAGCGAGGCGGCUUCGUCCAAACUGUCUCGCCUGUUCCUUUCUGUCCGUCUCUAAUAUAUAUGACGUUUUGAUGAUUUCGUUAUAGGCCUGUUGCCCCUUUUUCCGGAGAUUCGCGUUGUUUUGUAUUAACGAGUGACCAAUAUCGCACAAAAAUCCGCUGCAGAGUUUGCGUUAUAAAGAUUGAAUUGUAUUGAGAAAGUUUGCGGCGUAUUGUGAAAACUUGUAUAACUCGAGCGAUAUUAUUCAGUCGAUAAUAAUAAGUGUCAUGGCGAACAUUUUUUUUACACUGUAGGAUUAUUCGAGGGUCGAACGAUGAAUUUUUGGAAAAUUGGGCAAGCGAGUCGUAUACAUGUUGUACAUAUAGAUAAUUAUAAUUAUGUAUAAUUUACCGAUCAUAAUAUACCUAGUUUAGAUUAUUAUAUAACGAAUGCAAAAUUCAAAUCAACGAUCAUAAGAUACUUUUAUACUUAUUUAAAAAAAAAAGAAUUGUAAUUAUAAUUAGACGUUAUUUAUAAAAAAUACAGGAUUAAGCAUAAUCAUCAACUUCGGAAGUAAGCUCGAGAAUCGCAUGAUUCUACAGUGUAGAGAUGAACAAACGCAAGUACAUUGUGAAGUGUUAGUAACAAUAAUAGUUUUUCUCAGCGGUAGCCGAUAGAGCGAAGGCAACUUUCGCAAAUGUAACGAUUGGCGAAUAUGCAAUUUCGACUCUAUAUACGACAAAAGCGAGAAUAUACUUAGAGUAUAAGAAAAGAGUGCGGAACAUCACCGCAAUAGGAUCGAAGCUGUUUCAUGUAAAUAUUAUCUCGCGGCGACGAUUAUGAUAAUAAUGAAAAAAAUGUAAGGAUUAUAGCGAUGAGAUGAUGAGAAUCAAGUGUUUUUCCCCCUCGAGGUACAUGCUUUAACGUUUCUUGAGCGAAUAUGCCCCCUUCACGUCUAUGACGUCUAGGCUAUUAUUAUGUUAUAAUUAUUAUUGUUUCUUUGAUUAUUAAUUAUAGAAUAAUGUUCAUUGUACAUAAUUAAGAGAGAAAAAAUUAUCUGAAUAAAUCAUUAAUAAUGGUGCUUUAAUA